This is a messenger RNA of Girardinichthys multiradiatus, 1808 nucleotides long. RefSeq names its product histone H1-like. Gene Ontology annotation, biological process: nucleosome assembly. Gene Ontology annotation, molecular function: structural constituent of chromatin; DNA binding. The record is from RefSeq and is a predicted model, not a curated record. The transcript has 2 exons. NCBI's taxonomy places the organism in Eukaryota, Metazoa, Chordata, Actinopteri, Cyprinodontiformes, Goodeidae. Gene Ontology annotation, cellular component: nucleosome. The coding region runs from base 742 to 1365 and encodes 207 amino acids.
UUAACAUUUUAUUCAGGCACACAAAGGGAGCUAAAACACAAUGAAUCUGUUUCGCACUGACUCUAUAAAGCCCAGCGCAGGCUGACAAAGUGUGGAAAAGACUUAAAAAAUGUUCAGUUCGAGCACAAUUAUGAUCUAGAAGUGAAUUUUCAUUGAUAUCGGGAGUCCAGAGCAGAAAAGCUGACUGUGAUCAGCGCUGUUAGGAAGUCUGGCAGCGCCAUGAGACUCCAUCAUCAGUGUGUUUGCUGCCGCUACAAUAUCUUCAUUUUAGAAGAAAAUGAUGCUCAAGAAAUGGCUGUUUUUAUUCACAGUCUUUACAUAAACAUGUUAGAAAGCCUUCAGACAGUAUUUGAUGUGGAGGAAAUGAUUUGACGAGGAGAAAGGACGGAAAACACAGCGAUUAUCAGCGUGUUCCGCUGUGAAUCGGUGCAGUUUUCAAGCUCCAGUAACAAAGUGCAGAGAGCCUCCGAGAUGUUUAUGAGCCGAACAUGAAGAGAAACAAGUCCGCUAUGGAGCCUCUUUACUGUCAGCCUGCAGCGCUGCUCCAACGCGGAGUUUUCACCAGUUUUAUGCCGCCGAGAAAACACAAACAGAAGCCGUCCGUGUUGCACAGAGCAGCCGCGGACAGGGCUGAGUCUCCACGGUUCUCAUGGUGUGUUUAAGGGCAUCCUGCUGCUCCGGUUUUCUCAUCUCUACACUCCGACUCUCGUUGUAGCGCCAACAAGGAAGGAAGGAAGGAAGAUGGCAGAAGUCGCUCCAGCUCCAGCUCCCGCUCCGGCCAAAGCGGUCAAGAAGAAGGCCUCCAAGCCCAAGAAGAGCGGCUCCAGCGUCAGCGAGCUGAUCGUGAAAAGUGUGGCCGCCUCCAAGGAGCGAAGCGGCGUGUCGUUGGCCGCCCUCAAGAAGGCUCUGGCUGCCGGAGGAUACGAUGUGGACAAGAACAAAGCCCGCGUCAAGACCGCCAUCAAGAGCCUGGUCACCAAGGGCACCCUGGUCCACACCAAGGGAACCGGAGCCUCCGGCUCGUUCAAGAUGAGCAAGAAGGUCGAAGCCAAGGCUGCGAAGCCCGCCGCUCCUAAAGCCAAGAAGCCAGCCGCAAAGAAGCCCGCCGCAGUGGCCAAGAAGCCCAAGAAGGCGGCAGCAAAGAAACCAGCAGCGGCCAAGAAGUCUCCAAAGAAGGUCAAGAAGCCUGCAGCGGUGAAGAAGGCAGCCAAGAGCCCUAAGAAGGUCGCCAAGAGCCCUAAGAAGGUGGUGAAGAGCCCUAAGAAGGUGGUGAAGAAGGCUCCCGCAGCCAAGAAAAGUCCAGCGAAGAAGGCAGCUAAGCCCAAAGUCAAGAAGGCAGCAGCCAAGAAGAAAAGCUACAUCUGACCUGGCUCUGUGUUUAGCUGUGGCACCUUCCUGUAGGGGGACAUCGGCUGAGCUGCUGCUGCCAACAACUUAAUGCUAACCUUCUAACCUUCUGAAAAAAUGGCUGGAGGCGAGACUUCAGUCGCCAAAGCUUCAGCCGGUUUGGGGUCAGUGGAAACAACAGUUACCGUACUGAGUAGAGCUAAAUCGAGUGGUGCAGAGCCGCGCCGGCUAAAAUGAGCCAGUGGAAAAGGGGCAUACCUGUAUGUGCUGUCUUUCAUACUCUAGACUUGAAAACUGGCUCAGAUUUGAUCUACUUCGCUGUCUUUCUCUCACGGAUGAAGCCACUAAAGGAGAUACUACUGCCUUUAACAUUAUACUUUUUUUCCUAUAGAAAGUACUCCUGGAUCAGUGCUUCUGUGUUCUUUUUGUGUCUCUGCUCUGUUCUCUCAAACCCCCAGUCG